AUGGAUCGCAUCCUCGAUACCGGCUUAUCCGUUGCCUACGAGCCAGAUGACUGCUCUGCAGUCGUCGACAUUGUGUUCGUUCAUGGCCUACAUGGCCAUCCAUACAAGACAUGGACUUACCACCCCAGGACCCUUAAAGGGCUCAAAGCGCCCGCCGCAAAAAGCGUAGCCGCUUCUACACUAUCCCAGAGAAAUGAUGAGCAGGUCGCAUCUGUAUUCUGGCCCAUCGAUCUGAUCUCAAAGGAUUGUCCGAAUUCACGUAUCCUGCUGUUCGGGUAUGACAGCAAGAUAACGAAAUACAAACGGGGCGCGAUAAACUGGAACAGCAUACUCUCACAUAGCAAAGACCUUUUGUUUGAUUUGGUCAGAGAAAGGCGUUCUAAUCGCCCGUUGGUGUUUGUUGCUCACAGCCUCGGCGGGGUUGUCGUGAAGCAAAUGCUUGCGGAAUCAUCAUCCCCCCCCGGCGCUUUUCACAACGAGAUCGUCAAGUCUACUGCGGCUGUAGUCUUCCUUGGCACACCACACCGCGGUAGUCAAGGCGUGGCAACAUUCGGCGAAGUGCUGCGAUCUUUCGUUGGUUCCUUGGGCAUGGAAACCACGCCCGUCAUCCUUGAUGCUCUUCGCAUGAAGACUACUGAUCUAGAACGGGCGCAAGAGGGUUUCUCGAAGGUCUGGCAAAAAUACGACUUCAAAGUCAAGACGUUUCAAGAAGGACUUAGCUUAUCGAAGCUUGGGAGGAAAGUGGUUCCCGAUUAUUCGUCGUUGAUUGGUGACCAUCGCGAACAUGCUGAGACGUUGCAAGCCAAUCAUCUGGAGAUGUGUCGGUUUUCAGGACCGGAUGACCCAAACUACCGCAAAGUAUCUGGAGAGCUUCGUUCGGUAUACCACUCAAUUGCGCGGCUCAGAGUUGUCGACAUUUCAGCAAGCAGGCAUCUCCAACGAACUCAUGGGCCUGAAGUGAGUGCCGUCUCCUAUCACGGGCCUCCCAAUGCAGUUGACAAUAGUCAACCUCCCGAUGCCUAUCUCAUACCUCUGUGGUUCCCUGCUAUAUAUGCUCGGCUCCGGAGCGUGAGAAAUCCCGCCCCUCAGACCGGUUUAUGGUUGUUUGAGCACGAAACAUACCAGGGCUGGUUCAGCGGCAGGAGUAGACAUGAGUAUCGUGGACUCCUAUGGUUGAAGGGGAAACCAGGCUCAGGCAAGUCGACUUUGAUGAAAGAGGCUUUCCGCCGCGCCGCGCUGGGGCAGGUCGAAUCAGAUUACACUACUGCCGCCUACUUUUUCAACGCUAAUGGAGAUGAACUUGAACACUCCACUCUUGGCCUCUUCAGGUCUUUACUCUACCAGAUCUUGAGCCGGGACGAGCAAUCUCUUCAACGGUUCCGCACAUUCGCGGACGAUACGUGGGAAUUUGGAAGACGCGAUGGACCUCACCGCACGAGUUGGAGAGACGACGAUCUGCAGUAUUUUUUUCAGUCAUUGGUCGACAGUGAGACAAAGAAGACGUUCAUAUUCAUUGACGCUCUCGAUGAAUGUGAUGAGUGCAGCAUACGAUCAUUGGCGUAUCUUUGGCGGAGUACAACCAUAUACGCCUACGAGGCUGGAUUUGAUCUCAAUGUCUGUGUCUCUAGCAGGCAUUUCCCCACCAUCACCGUGACUGAUUGUGCGGAAGUCAUUGUUGAUCAACACAACAGUGAUGACAUUACAAAGUAUGUGGAUCAAAAACUGAACGUCUGUAUGUCCACUCAGAGAUUACAGUGGGAAACCCUGAGGAGGACCAUUCUUGAUAAGGCUGCUGGUGUGUUCCUUUGGACCGUCCUUGUAGUGGAGGAUGUGCUGAAGAACUGGGAUAAUGGCAGCGAAUUGCCGUCCCUGACCAUGCAGGUGAAGAAUGUGCCAGAAAAAUUGGAAACCCUCUUUUCCAACAUGCUCUCUGGCCUUGAACCAGAAGCCAAGCAGUUGACAGUUAGGUUCUUCCAGUGGGCUAUUCUAGCCACGAAACCCCUUCGCCUCCAUGAGUGGCACCACAUCAUGGCCUUCAUUCGGCAGCCCGCGUCUGAGUCACUCACGGAGUGGCGUCGUCAAUCGGCCCAUUUCACUGAGAGCGAUGAACAGCUUGAGAAGCAAAUCCGGAGUUUGUCUAGAGGCUUGGUAGAGGUAAAGAAGGUAUGGGAAGUCGAUACACAAGAGAUGGAAGUCAUUUCCACACACGGAAGAGCAGGUUCGCUCGACUUCGAGCAAGGCGAUACCAGGCUCGUCCAAGUUAUACACGAAACAGUGCGUGACUUUUUCGCGAAAGGCAGGGGAUUUGCUAUUCUUGACCCGCAUUUACGGCAAAAUCCAAUCGGCAACGGCCACCUAUCAAUAAUGACCACUUGUCUGGAUUACAUUCACAUCAAAGAGCUUGAUGCUCUCGUUGAGGCUCGG
Messenger RNA from Trichoderma citrinoviride, 2424 nucleotides. RefSeq lists its product as hypothetical. The transcript has 5 exons. The annotation marks the transcript as partial. Lineage: Eukaryota; Fungi; Ascomycota; Sordariomycetes; Hypocreales; Hypocreaceae. The record is from RefSeq and is a predicted model, not a curated record.